Messenger RNA from Xenia sp. Carnegie-2017, 3109 nucleotides. RefSeq lists its product as uncharacterized. The record is from RefSeq and is a predicted model, not a curated record. Bases 678 to 2789 code for a protein of 703 amino acids. The transcript has 4 exons. NCBI's taxonomy places the organism in Eukaryota, Metazoa, Cnidaria, Anthozoa, Malacalcyonacea, Xeniidae.
CAAGUUCUAUGCAGUAAAGUUAGUCCGAUGUUGUUUCUCGUCUGAGACGGGGCGAGUAUCUUUUAAUGGCAAACUUCAAUCAAAGUACAAUUAGCACUUUUCAUUCACGACUUUACACCUAACCUCCUAGCCCCAGCUCGAUUUAACACAAACCCGAGUUCAUUCCUUCCCACAGAAAUAGAAAGUUGAAAACAUGACGCAACAACCGGUAAGAUAAUACCAUAGUACGGACAAAACACGGGACCACUAACACUACACAGAUCUAUGGUAUUUUGUAUCAUUUUACGUCAAAAUUUUACAACCGUACGAAAUCACCGAACGAAAAAGAUAAAAUCUCAUCUUUACAUCCAAGCGAAUACAAUAAGAUACAUGGUAACAGAUGUCUGGAAAGAAAAUUCCAAAGACAUCAGGAGAUCAGAGAAACAAGAUACUUUAAUAUGGCGACUUCAGAUUUAGUUUAUUUAUUUAAUCGUGAGUUAAGAGUAAAUUACACCUAGGCUACGUCAUAUUAAGGUGCAGAAAAGACAAAUCAUCGAUUUCUAGACGUGUUGAAAAUCUCUCGUGAGAAAUUAAAUGCAAUCCAUUCAAAUGUUAACGAUGUGCUGCCAAAAUGAUAUAAUUUACUUCUCUAGAACUCAACGUGAAGGAUAGUAAGUCAAGCGGGACAGUGGCUAACGAUGAAACUUUUCACACAUGUGAUAAUACAUAUCUCAACUCGUAUUCUGAUGUCGAUGAUUGCACUCCCAAUAAUAGAAGCAAGAAAUCACGAAGGUAAGGCGUUCCUUCUAGGAUUUUUGGAAAUGGAAAAAAGCAUAAGCAGUUCGAUGUAUGUAACAACAGAGAAAAAAGCCGAAAUCUAUGUCAAUAUUCCUUAUCUAAACAUAACAAUGAAAAAAUACGUCCAUCGAAGUCGGUCGACCAAAAUUGAAAUUUCAAAGAAAAUACAAAUGAGUGGUGGAUAUCGCGAGAAGAAGGGCAUUUUGCUGACAGCCAACACAACAGUGUCCGUGUACGCGACAAACGCUGGAAAGACCUCGCGGGACACUUAUGUGCUUUAUCCCACAUCAACAUUGGGCGUGGAGCAUGUUGUAGUAACAUAUACUCCAAAGCUCUCGCGUACCUCAAAGGACAGCUCUCUAGUGGGUAUCAUCGCAAUGUAUGACAACACUUUAAUACAAAUGAAGUUGCGCAUUCAAGGAAAUCUAGUUUAUGAUGGUAAAACUUACUAUAAUGGCGACGUAAUAAGAAUAUUUUUAAAUAGCCUGGAGACCUUCCAACUGAAAUCUAAAAAAGAUCUUACAGGUACACUUGUGAUCUCAACGAGACCCGUAGUGGUACUGGGAGGUAACAGGUGCGUCAAGAUUGAAACAGCUAGUUACUGCUCGCAUCUUGCGACUCAGCUCAUACCGGUCUCAAAAUGGGGCACCCGGUUCUUGACAUCGCCAACUCCGAACAGGGACAAGUCGAUCGAUGGUGACAUCUUCAGAAUUGUAGCCGCUUUUAACGCGACACAUAUAUCGAUAGGAAGUGAGAAUUUUACCUUAAACUCAGGGGAAUAUAAAGAAUUCAAAGUGCAAUACACAGAUGCCAAGCUUAUCGAGAGCAGCAAGCCGGCGAUGUUGAUUCAAUACAAUCGAGGCUCGUCGGGAAGCUAUCAAUCGGAGCCGUUUGCACGCAUGCUCCCGUCCAUUGUACAAUAUACCAACUCCUAUCAUUUACCGAUUCCCGUGGCUUAUGUUACACCACCAUUCAGCAAUCAUCUUACUUUCAUUGUAAAAACCUCCGAAAGAGAAGUUGUGGAAUUCGACAGUGAACGACACUGCAGUAAACAAAUAGAAAGUAUGGAAAUCCCUGGGACUGAAUACAGCACAUACACAUGUCCUCUUAAUAUCAGCACAAGGGUAUGGACAGUCAUUACACUGAGGAGUAAAUCGGAAGGCGUACGGCUGUUGGCGUACAUCGUCGGCCAUAAUGAUUUUGAUGGCUAUGGCUACUCAGGAGGCAUGGAAAUGAACGACAUCAAUAAGAUGCGAUUGUUCAAAUAUGGUGUCGAAUAUGGGAUAGAAGAGGAUAUAAUAAAUACAAGGGGAUGCGAUUUUCAUCACUCUACCGUUCCCUACAUUCAAGAUGAAUUUAUAAAUGGAUCCACCAUUAAAAAUAUGUGCAAACCCCAGAACAGUUGUACGAUUGAAUGUAAAAGAACGUAUAGUUUCAAAGCACCAGACGCGUCUGAGAUUAUCAUAGCUCGACAAACAAUUCGUUGGUCUAAGCAAAUACCAAACAUCGUUAUUCCUUCGCACGUAAAAGGAAGGAAUAUUUCCUCCAUCGAGGAAAUGGUACGGAACAUGUCAACAAUGUGUCCUGGGGAUAGUUUGGAUUACGAAGAUGAACAUAGAAAUUUGGAGAAUGGUACCAAGUUAAUCAACAGAAAAUGGUUUGUACGGGAGAUGUGUGGACGAGUUACUAGACAAAAUCAAACUAUAUUAGUGCAUCGUCACAAACAGAUAGAAGAGGGAGAAAUGAGCAAGAAAAGCAUGUCUAAUGUGGUUGUUAUCGUCGUGAUUUCAUUAUGUGUACCUUUAUUGAUCAUCAUAGUUGCAGUUAUACUUAGGAUAGCAUCGAAAAGCGAUAUUUCCAAUAAGGUAACAGUUUCGAAAACAUCAAUCCACAAAGUUAAGGUGGAAGAAGCCACUGAAUUAUCCAACCAAAACACUCACAACGAAGAAUCUCCACAAAAAAAUCUCGAUGCCAAUCACAAUGGACAAGAAAUAAAAACCAGUCAUGUCUAGCGACGUUAAUUAACAUAAAAAAGAAACAGACGAUAGAGGGCAGUGAAAAGUUGCCAAAAACGGAAACAGCCAGAACUAACUUGUAAAGACUACGACACCAGUCGAAUGCGCGUGUAAGAAAAACAUUUAAGAGAAAGAAAAAAUACUAUAUUCUCUUUUACUUUCUUAAAAACCCUCCAUGUGAAUUGACAGCUCAGCGUUGCAGAUUGUAAAUCAAUAUCCAAAAAGAGAAGAAAAAUGAAUGCAAUGCUUUUGUAACAAUUUUAUAUUAGGACAUGGUUCAUUUUUGCAAUAAGAAGUGAAGGUUUUCACGAGUUAAA